AUGCACACGGCAGAAUCUGCUGGUAUGUCUGUGCCCGGCAAGAACUCCCAGAGAUGUGGAGCUUGCAAUGGUCCACAGCCUGCGGCACGGCCUGAAGGAUUUGGAGGCAGCGUCACCACAUCAGUCGCCGGGCAAAGUUUUGCAAGCAUUGCGCAGCCAAUGCCGGGCAUCAUGAUGCCGUCACCCGGAAUGAUGGUUGCGCAAGCGUCGCCAUCACCAUCCCCGUGGCCGACCAUGGGAGGCGAGCAUCCACAGUCGAUGACGCCACCUCCACAAGUUCAGCCAGUGAUACCAGCCGUUGCUGGUGUUCCAGUUGCUGCACCUGGAGUCCGUGCUCCGACUGGAAUGGUUAUGCCCCUACCGCAACAUGGGCCGACAAAUUUUAUGUCUAGUCAACAAGCGCAGCCUCUGCAGAUGCAAAUGGCCGUCUCACCUGUUCCUGGAGUGCCUUGCCACGAUGGUAUGUCACCUCCAGUACAACAGCCUUUCUACAAUGCAGCAUGGGCUCCAUGGGGAGCUGCGACCUCGAGCAUUUCUAUGUCGCAGUUGGGGGACCUUUCUGUGCACUGCUUUUGUAUGGCUUCCGCUUUCGUUUCGAGGUACCGCAGACGUGCCGUCCUUGGUUUUCCCAGCGGGUUCACUAACUGGGGUGGUUUUUGUCGGUAUUUACAGGGUUUGCUUCGUUGA
Messenger RNA from Symbiodinium necroappetens, 687 nucleotides. Lineage: Eukaryota; Dinophyceae; Suessiales; Symbiodiniaceae. The record is from the annotation of a GenBank genome assembly.